AGCAGAGCGGUCCCAGAGAGAGAACCACACAUAACAGGAAAGCUGCCGGGAGAGGCUCGAUUUAGCUCGCUCCGCUUGAGGUUUCCGAUCCUACAGUCAGCCCCGUCACCGUUAUCAUGCUGACGGGCUCCGCCACCGAUGCCGACGCCCUUUCUGCUCUGGAUCGGGAGAACCAGGAAAAUGUGCCCCCGGGAGCGAGGGGCGACCUUCAGUUCACAACUGCUCCCCUUGGGACCCGGGUAGCCCUGGGGCUGCUGCGGGCCAACCAAGAACACCAUGCCCAGCCACAGGUAUCCCUCAGUCAUAUACCAUGGAGUACCAAUGAUGAGAACUAUGUCAGUGUCCCCCUGGGCAAAAUGGGGGUUAAGCAGUCCGCUUUUACUAUACAUAUGGAUGAGCCUGAUGUCACAAAACAGAAGAAACGCACUGUGUCCAAAAAGAUCUCUGCUAGUGAAAAAUCCUUAGGCUUGAAGACAGCAGUUGCCUCAAUGGGAACCAGGAAACCUCUGACACCUAUAGACAAUCCAAUGGAUCUUAGUUCUGGGUCUCCAAGUAUUAUGGAUAUGUCAAUAGUCCAAGAAACAGAACAGAGAAUUAACGUUAACCAUGUACCAGACUACAUUGAAGACAUCUAUAAGUAUCUUAAGGAAAUGGAAGUGAAAUGCAAGCCCAAAGUGGGUUACAUGAAGAAGCAGCCAGACAUCACAAACAACAUGCGGGCUAUUCUUGUGGACUGGCUAGUAGAAGUUGGUGAAGAAUAUAAGCUACAGAAUGAAACACUGCACUUGGCUGUAAACUACAUUGACAGAUUUCUGUCUUCAAUGUCAGUGCUAAGAGGGAAGCUUCAGCUUCUUGGAACAGCUGCCAUGUUGCUGGCAUCGAAGUUUGAAGAAAUCUACCCUCCUGAAGUAGCAGAAUUUGUAUAUAUCACAGAUGACACUUACACAAAGAAACAAGUCCUCAGGAUGGAGUACUUAGUUCUGAAAGUCCUUACAUUUGAUCUGGCAGCGCCUACUAUAAACCAGUUCCUAUCUCAAUAUUUCUUACAUCAGCCAGCUAGCUCCCAAGUGGAAACCCUGGCAAUGUACUUGGGAGAACUGAGUUUAAUUGAUGCUGAUACAUACCUGAAAUACCUGCCAUCAGUAAUUGCUGCUGCAGCAUUUCAUAUAGCAAGCUAUACUAUUUCUGGUAAAACUUGGACCGACUCUCUUGCUGAAGUUACGGGAUACACAAUUGAAAGUCUUAAGCCUUGUCUAAUAGACCUCCACAAGACUUACCACAGAGCAGCACAGCAUACACAACAGUCUAUACGGGAGAAAUACAAGGCUGUAAAGUACCAUGCAGUAUCUCUGAUUGACCCACCAGAGAGAAUAAACUUAUUAUAACACUCAAAAGAAGACACAACAUCUCAGAGAUGUAUAGUACCAAGCAAAUGUACAGUUCUAAACUUUUAUUUAGACUUCAGUCACUCUGGUAUAUUACCAUAGAAAAUUAUGAAGUUUUCUACUUUUAUAAUGUUUUAAUGUAAACUUUUGUAUAUGCAAUCUUGUUCUAAAUGCUUAGGUGACAUGCCUUUUAACGUUGUGUUGAAACAGACAAACCAUGCAAGUCAACCACUUGAGUACUGAUGCUCAUCCCUUUUUUUAAAAAAGAGCAUGCAGGUGGGGAUUGAGUCUAAAUCAAGUCAAAGUUCAAUAGAGUCUAUCUGCAUACUUGAAAUACUAAGGUUCAGUCUGUCCAGACUCCUAUAUAUAAUUAAGUUGCAUCAGCAUAUGUGGGAAAGUCAACUGGUGCCUAAUAUAAUUUAAAAGUGAAGCUACUUUGACACUUCCUAGUAUCCAUUAAGAAUACUCACUGGCUACUAGAGGUUUGUUUCAGCUGUUGGCAGUAGUGCUUGGUAUGAAAUUAAUGGUGAUGAAGUAGCAUAUAAAACACUGCAUUAAUGGCUUUCACUCUAACCCAUAGAAAUGGGAGUCUGGAAAACAGGGCAAGAGGUAGCACUCUUGUAACAGGGGUUGCUAUGUGGAUGGCUACUGCUGUGUAAACUGUUCUGGCUUGCACUCAGAGGUUACAAAGUGGAACUGUGCUUAACAUAUUUGGUUAUUUGAGCAUGCCAAACACUGACCUACAGAUGCAAAAGCCAUGUACAGUAUUCAGUGAUAGAGGUAAUGCAGUGCUGAACAGUGAUCUCAACUUGUGCGUAAGGGCAUCUUUAGUAAAGCAGCUGCUGUGGAAGCAUACUGAUCUGCUUUCUAGCUGCAGCUGACAAAGGCCCUUUACGUGGGUAGCUGUUCAAAUCUGAUUUGUAUUGAUCCAGGUUGGAAGUAGUGAAGUUGUUGUGCAAACUAAGCCCUAGUUUGAAAGGUUUUCUAUAUUUGUAAGGGUGGCUAAUUUUUAUAUUCAUAUUUAAGUAGGAUUGAAUUCUUAUAAACUAGACUGAUACUGUUUGACAUGAUGUGCUCACAGCAAACCAAUGCAUGGAAAGACCUAACUGUAAACCAUCGUGAAGCUGGUCAAUAAAAUCCUGUAAAAGGU
This is a messenger RNA of Rhineura floridana, 2535 nucleotides long. RefSeq names its product cyclin A2 (gene CCNA2). Lineage: Eukaryota; Metazoa; Chordata; Lepidosauria; Squamata; Rhineuridae. Gene Ontology annotation, molecular function: cyclin-dependent protein serine/threonine kinase regulator activity. The transcript has 8 exons. The coding region runs from base 117 to 1385 and encodes 422 amino acids. Gene Ontology annotation, cellular component: cyclin A2-CDK2 complex; nucleus; cytoplasm. The record is from RefSeq and is a predicted model, not a curated record. Gene Ontology annotation, biological process: regulation of cyclin-dependent protein serine/threonine kinase activity; mitotic cell cycle phase transition.